UUCAAAGACUCGUUCCUUGUUUUGAUCCAACCUGUUGUACUUAAGCCUGACUCUUAAGCCUGUCUUUGUCUCUUCGAUCUCCACAGCUGAAGGGAGAACAGACAUCAUGGCGGAUGAUUUCACUGCCCAGGUUAAGAAGGUUGCCAUGGCCAUGGGUGCGUCCCUUAGCGACCAGGACAUCGGUCGCAUCCCCCGCGAGGUGAGAAUGCAAGGCAACUUCAACUAUAACCGGUUCUUGGAGUAUAUGAGGCAGUUCAAGACCUCUGAGCAACAGGAGGAGUCCAUCAGGUCGACCUUCAAGAUGCUGGACAAAGAUGGCAGCGGCUACAUCGAGUGGAAUGAAAUGAAGUACAUCCUCUCCUCUGCGCCUAACACCGUGCCUCUGGUGCCUCUGUCCGACGAGGAAGCCGAAGCCUUGAUCCAGGUUGCGGACACAGACGGUGACGGACGCAUCGAUUUCAAAGAGUUCUCCGACAUGGUCAAAAUGGAGAAGAAACCCCGGAAGUAAUAAGCCUGGCUCAUGGCUCUGGGAUGGAUGGAUUUGGGAAGAGCAGAGAUGGAAGACGGAGAUGGAAAUUGAAAUGAAAUAUAUUUUCAUACAGCUGUGUGGGUGUUUUUUUUUGUUGAGUCUAGUACGUCAAAUGGGCUGCAGUCCUAAUAUGGGUGGGAACAGUUGUUUAGUGAUGAUAAUGAAACAGAGUUAAGUUUCCCCUAGUAACUAUAGCUACACACAUAUCUGUUUUUAGCUAUUGAGUGUGUGUGUGUGUGUGUGUGUGUGUGUGUGUGUGCGCGUGUGUGUAUAAUUCAUUGUUUGAGUGUCCCACUGAAUCAUGAGACUGUGAGGCUAUUUCUGCUCCUCACACCCCUCCACAUGGCACAUGUGAGUAUUUUCCACCAGAACUCCCCAGAUUAGCCACUGACUCUGGAUCAGCUCCCUGGGCUCCAGAUCUGAUCCACGGCCGUUACAGCCCCUGUCUCGGGUACCCUAAAUCAGCAUCCCCAAAGACCGCUUAAAAAGACACCCGUAUUAAUUCCUCACGGGGCAAAAAAAUACAGAAAUAUUUAGUUAGGCCAUCUUCAACAGCUCUCUCUGAAAGAUCUAUUCUCAUUCUGCCUCGUGACACCAUUGAGACAGUAUCAUCAUCAUGUGGUUUUAUUUAUUUAAAAGCAGAGAAAAAUCAAAUCAAUACAUUCUUCUUCUUAAAGAAAUAACUCGUUGCUUCCAAGACUCUUGAACUCUCUCCUCUGUAAAAUAUCACACGCACCAAACAAUGAACACCUGUCAG
This is a messenger RNA of Clupea harengus (Atlantic herring), 1286 nucleotides long. RefSeq names its product parvalbumin-like EF-hand-containing protein. NCBI's taxonomy places the organism in Eukaryota, Metazoa, Chordata, Actinopteri, Clupeiformes, Clupeidae. The record is from RefSeq and is a predicted model, not a curated record. Gene Ontology annotation, molecular function: calcium ion binding. Gene Ontology annotation, cellular component: cytoplasm.